This is a messenger RNA of Camelina sativa (false flax), 1952 nucleotides long. RefSeq names its product putative anion transporter 3, chloroplastic. Gene Ontology annotation, biological process: transmembrane transport. NCBI's taxonomy places the organism in Eukaryota, Viridiplantae, Streptophyta, Magnoliopsida, Brassicales, Brassicaceae. Gene Ontology annotation, molecular function: phosphate transmembrane transporter activity. Gene Ontology annotation, cellular component: plastid. The record is from RefSeq and is a predicted model, not a curated record.
CAGUCAGUACAAAGACUUUCAAACGUUUCUUUCAUGACGGCGUUGUCCUCUCUCCUCUCUCUCUCUCUCUCUCUGGUUCCUCUAACCACUCCUAAACCUUUACUAAUAUGAAAGUCUAAACUUUCUUAAAUAAUCUUUUAAUGGCGGCAACAUCGUUGGUAAUACCUUUGCAACAUUCGUCAUGUUUAUUAAGUUUCCGUCGGAGUCCAAUCUUAACCAAGAAAGCCCUCGUGCCGGUCGGGUUCGAAGCCCGAAAUAAUCAUAUUCAAUGUAAUAAUAUACGUUCCGUUUGGCAAGGUAAUGAGAAAAGAAGAGGUGAGGCGGUGGUUGCGGCCGCGAAGAAGAAAAGAAACCAAUCACCGGAAAGAUGUGCGGCGGAGGGAGUAAUGAUCGGGGGAGGAGAGACGGAGGCGAUACCGAUGAUGCCAGAAAGGAUUAAAGUAGUGAUACUGAUGGCGUGCAUGAUGUGUCUGUGUAACGCCGACCGAGUUGUUAUGUCCGUAGCGGUGGUUCCACUUGCCGAGAAGCUUGCUUGGUCGAGUUCUUUCUUAGGGGUAGUUCAGUCCUCCUUCCUAUGGGGAUACAUUUUUUCAUCGGUUAUCGGAGGAGCACUAGUGGAUCGGUAUGGAGGCAAAAGAGUAUUGGCUUUGGGAGUGGCAUUAUGGUCCUUAGCCACUAUACUCACUCCUUGGGCAGCUACACACUCGACCUUAUCCUUAUUGUGUGUCCGAACCUUUUUUGGCCUCGCUCAAGGCGUUGCAUUGCCCUCUAUGACCACAAUUCUCUCUCGGUGGUUCCCUACCGAUGAACGAGCGAGUGCGGUUGGUAUAUCGAUGGCCGGGUUUCACAUGGGAAACGUAGCAGGACUUCUGUUGGCGCCACUCUUGUUAUCAUCUAUAGGAAUCUCUGGUCCAUUCAUUCUUUUUGCAUCCUUAGGUCUACUGUGGACGUCAAGUUGGUCAACCGGCGUUACAAACAACCCUCAAGACAGUCCAUUCAUAACCGGGUCAGAACUCAGCCUUAUCCAGGCUGGAAAACCGGUUGACCCGCCGACAAAUCCAGACCCACCUGUGCGACUACUUUUCUCGAAAAUGCCCACUUGGGCGAUCAUUAUCGCUAAUGUGACUAAUAACUGGGGAUACUUUGUUCUUCUCUCAUGGAUGCCUGUUUACUUCCAAACCGUGUUUAAUGUGAAUUUGAAGCAAGCGGCUUGGUUCAGCGCUGUUCCAUGGGCGGCAAUGGCGGUCACAAGUUACUAUGCAGGUGCAGCAUCAGACUUCAUGAUCAGAACUGGUCACUCUGUAACCUUUGUCCGGAAAGUCAUGCAGUCUAUAGGAUUCAUGGGUCCUGGAUUGUCUUUGCUCUGCCUCAACUACGCAAAGACGCCUACUUGUGCAGCGGUUUUCAUGACCCUUGCAUUGAGCUUGAGUUCCUUUAGCCAAGCUGGGUUUCUCCUCAAUAUGCAAGACAUCGCACCACAAUAUGCUGGUUUCCUACACGGUAUUUCGAAUUGUGUGGGCACGUUCGCUGCGAUCCUAAGUACAAUAGGGACGGGAUAUUUCGUGCAAUGGCUUGGCUCAUUUCAGGCGUUUUUGACGUUGACGGCGGUUCUUUACUUCGCAACCACCGUGUUCUGGAUCGUUUUCGCAACCGGAGAACGAGUCUUCUAGAUCCAUAAAAGAGCUCUCCUAUUUUUUUACAUGAUUUUUUAGAUCUUUAAUUAGGAUACCUGUAAUUAUUUUCGUCAUCUCCAACGUCAACAGCUAUAAAUUCCAAGUCUUGGUCAAAUUGUUGUAGCUCAAUGCAUGGUUCAUUAUCUUCCGCAGAAACAAUACGUGUCGAAUCCACAAUUGCCAAAUCACAUUUUGUGGUCAAAUUUUAUACUUUUCUUGGUCAAAUUUAAUAUUUGUAAACCCACAAUUUUGUGAUAUAUUCUCUAUAUACAUUAUAUA